This is a messenger RNA of Wyeomyia smithii (pitcher-plant mosquito), 2395 nucleotides long. RefSeq names its product peroxisomal carnitine O-octanoyltransferase. The record is from RefSeq and is a predicted model, not a curated record. The coding region runs from base 384 to 2240 and encodes 618 amino acids. Gene Ontology annotation, cellular component: peroxisome. NCBI's taxonomy places the organism in Eukaryota, Metazoa, Arthropoda, Insecta, Diptera, Culicidae. Gene Ontology annotation, molecular function: carnitine O-octanoyltransferase activity. The transcript is spliced from 4 exons.
UUGUUAUGUUUUGUAUCGUCCGCCGUUCGGUGCCUUGGUCAGUUUGUUUUUGCUCUUCGUCUUUGUGGUUUGUGUUGUGUUUUGGUGAUUAACGUGUUCCAGCUCUGCGGAAAUCAGUAUCUUAAAAUUGAAAUUUCCAAAUAAUAAUUUGACCGUCGACUAUAACUGUUUAAAAAUUUUUUCGAGAUAACGGCAUAAACCCAUUUAAAGCGCUCAAAAAGCAUAUACCAAAAGAUAACGGUUAUUGAUCUAUCUACGCAUUAUUUGGUUUCUAUGUUCUUGAGGUCAAUUCCAAAGUUCAGAGUCCAAAAUUUGUACUCGACGUUAUCGUGCGCACGGUAUACCGCGCCCUAAAGCUAGCUCAUAGCUACCGCAAAACUGUAAUGAAUCGAGAUACAAUUUAUCAUUUCGAAAAGGGAAGCAAGGAGACAACUUUCUCCUACGAUGACUCGCUACCGGCGCUGCCUCUGCCAACAUUGUCGCAAACACUUAAGAGAUACUAUGAAUCACUGAGGCCGUUUGGAACUGCUGAAGAACUGCGAAAUUCUAAGGAUAUAAUUGAGGAUUUUCGAACCGGAAUCGGCGGCAAACUGCAUGCAAUAUUGGAGGAGAAAGCAAAACAUGAAAAGAACUGGGUCGCCAAAUGGUGGGAAGAUUACGCCUAUCUCAGCUUGCGUAUGCCCUUGAUACCGUAUUGCGUAAUGGUUCAACCGUUGAUGUUCGAGACGGUUGGUUUGGAGACCAAACCGGAGAAUUUUCUGCGAGGUGCUGCCAUAUGCUGUACAAUCAAUGUUCGCUUUUGGAAACUGAUUCGUACGGAGAAGCUUCGUCCAGUUAUGAGCGCAGAUAAAAAGAUAAUUUUUUCCUCGGAUCAGUAUAGGCGACUCUUCAAUACCGUUCGAGUUCCUGGUACGGAAAUGGAUAAAAUUGUUUGUCACUUUAAAACCGAGAAGGAAGGCUGGUGCCCCUCUCACGUUUUGGUCAUCUACAAGGGAAGGAUAUUCAAAGUAGAAUCAUUCCAUGAUGAUGGGGAAGAGUUAAGCGCCCAAGACUUCCUUCUAGUGUUCCAGCAGAUUCAACACAGGGUAGAUACUGAAGAUACCAACCAGCAACCAGUGACACUUCUUACCCAUGAUGAUCGAUCUACGUGGGCUCAGAAUAGGAAACACCUGAUGGAAUUAUCAGAAAACAAUAAAAAUGCUUUACGGGACAUUGAAACAGCAACGUCGUUGUUUUCGCUGGAUACAAACUGCCCUUCGGAUUAUUCUGAUUUGGCCGUGAAAACAUUGAUCGGUGAUUUGCGGUGUAGGUGGGCUGACAAAAGUUGUGCUACUGUCUUUUUCCCGAAUGGAAAAUCAGGCUGCCUAGGUGAACACUGCUGCUACGAUGGCACAAUCUCGAUGGCGGUCAGCUUGUACGCUAUGUUAACUUUGGUCGAAGACGGUAUCCCCGAUUGGACCAUCCCAGCGAGAAAGGUGGUGACGCCCGUUGAAGUAGUUUUCGAUGUAGAUAGCAAGUUAAGCGAUGAAAUUAGUCGAAUGAAAACCGUAGCUGAUAAAAUGCAAAAUACUGUCACUGUUUCAGUAGACCAGUUUAGUGGAUAUGGUAAAGAUUAUAUGAAGUCUCGAAAAAUUCACCCAGACGCAUGGACUCAGACAGCAAUGCUUUUGGCGUACCAUCGGUUGCAUGGUAGUUUCGCGCCAACAUACGAGACCGCUAUGAUGCGUCAGUUUUAUCAGGGGCGCACGGAAACUUGCCGAUCGUGCAGCAUGGAGGCCGUGCAUUUUAUCGAAGCAAUGAAUAAUCCAAAAGAAUCUAGUAAUACCAAAGCCAGUUUGUUCAAAACAGCCGCAAACCGACAAUCGGAGUUGAUGAAUGAGGCUCGGAAAGGAAACGGCUUUGAUAGGCAUUUGUUCGCCUUGUGGUGUAUUGCCUACGAGCAGGGACUGCCCGUACCGGAGCUUUACGAUGACCCUUUGUAUAGUAAAAGCGGUGGAGGUGGCAACUUUAUCCUCUCAACCAGUACCUUAGGUUUCACGAUAAAUUGCGGAUUCGUAGCUCCGAUGUGCUUGGAUGGAUACGGCAGUUUCUACUCGAUUUUAACUGAUACGCUAUGGUCGAUGAUCACUGCCUAUAAGGACUCUGAAGUGACAAGUUGCAGGAAGCUGCAGGCUGCUUUUUUCGAGGCUAUGGAAGAUAUUAGGUACAUUUUAGAAGAGGACGCAACAGCCAAGCUGUGAAAGGUGUAGGAGUAUUCAGCAAUAUAGUCAUAUAUUGGUGCAUGGUGCAUACUCUAAUUCGAUAUGCCAUUAGGAAAACAAAGUGGUGAAAAGCUUUUAUUAGACAUAUAUUAGCGCAAUACAUCUACUUCACGUACUGGGACAUUUAACAACGA